Pseudomyrmex gracilis is the source of this 2757-nucleotide messenger RNA. RefSeq names its product homeobox protein engrailed-1a-like. The record is from RefSeq and is a predicted model, not a curated record. The transcript has 2 exons. Gene Ontology annotation, molecular function: DNA-binding transcription factor activity, RNA polymerase II-specific; RNA polymerase II cis-regulatory region sequence-specific DNA binding. Gene Ontology annotation, biological process: neuron differentiation; regulation of transcription by RNA polymerase II; multicellular organism development. NCBI's taxonomy places the organism in Eukaryota, Metazoa, Arthropoda, Insecta, Hymenoptera, Formicidae. Bases 611 to 1645 code for a protein of 344 amino acids. Gene Ontology annotation, cellular component: nucleus.
UGAGGAGGGACAGGCGGUAAGUAGGGACCCCGGGUCCUCUAGUUUAGACAUCACUGAGCGACGGAUGGACAGCCAGUCAGACCCGUCACAGCACUCGUCGGAGUACUCGGAAACCACGGGAAAAGCCGGGAAGGAGUCCUUGGCUUUGGAGCGGCUCCAAAGAAGAGCCAAUAAUUAGCACUCCACUAAUAUACCGGGCACAUGAACAUUUCUAAGAGCGUUUUCACGAUACGUUAUGAUCGUUCGAGACGAUCACGAUGGAUUCAACGAUUUUCAAAAGUUAAUUGGACAGUGUACAACAACAAGACGAGAUCGUGCUAUCGCGAAGAUCGUGAUUCGCGGUGAAGAUAACGAUAUGAACGAUGUAUUCGACAUAUUGGUGACACGUGAAUGUAGUGUUUACUAGCAAGACUUACAUUUGUUGUCAAUGAUUUAGAGAUUUGAUACGUGCCUCUGAUAGAUCAUUGAUACACUGAUUUCGAUAAAGACAGCUUUUAUUGACAACAGUGGAUAGUGGACAUGUGCUCCAUUUUCAAUAUGGCCACGAGGGAUUAACAUCACUAAUAACGUCAUCUUUGUCUCACUGAAUGAAAACACUUUCACACAAAAAAUGAGCGUAGCUCUUGUGACUAUGGAUUCCGCGUACGGUGUUUCGAUGCGAUUGGGUGUCACUAGCCACUCUCAUCUCCAUCACAGCAUGCUAUCGCCGGAGAGUCACGUAGUGGCGCAUCAAGAUCAUCAGCCGGAUCACCAGCAAGAGCCUCGGUUGUCGGCUUUCAGUGUCGUCGACAUUCUCAGACCGGAUUUUGGACGCAAAGCUGUUCUCAGCACAAAAGCUGCGAAACAAUCUCCACUGUCCGGUUUUAUUGGCAAUAUUGCGGUGCAGCCUCCGCAACACAGUCCGCUUUCACUUCCCCGCGAUCUCAGUCUGUCGUCCACGCGACUAUCGCCCUCUUCACCAUCGUCAACGAAUUAUUCGAUCCACAGAGAAAGAGACACUUUCUCGUCACACAGCAGUGUAGCGUCACCUGUGCAAAGACACAACGGACUGAGCAGGAGCGGAAGUUUAGAAAGCCUAGCAUCCACCAGGAGCACGGCCACCAACAGUUCCGUUACUAACACACCUCCCUUAUGUUCGACUUCAUUCACGGUCAACGGCGAUUCUUUGAACAAUGAAAGCAGCACACCCGCUGGUGCCGGUAGCACUUCGGCAGGUCAACAAAGCGGCACUAGUGGUCAACAAAGUCUAUGGCCCGCGUGGGUAUACUGCACCAGAUAUUCAGAUCGACCUUCUUCAGGACCGCGCACAAGGAGAGUGAAACGUUCGCAGAACGGGAAGAACAACUCUCCGGAAGAGAAGAGACCCAGAACGGCAUUCAGCGCGGAGCAGCUUGCCAGGUUGAAGCGAGAAUUCUCGGAGAAUCGAUACUUGACGGAGAGAAGACGGCAGCAGCUCUCGAGAGAUUUAGGUCUAAACGAGGCGCAGAUCAAGAUCUGGUUUCAGAACAAGCGGGCAAAGAUCAAGAAGGCGAGCGGACAGAAAAAUCCUCUGGCUCUUCAAUUGAUGGCGCAAGGUCUUUACAAUCAUUCCACCGUGCCGGUGGACGAGGACGGCGAGGAGAUCGUAACCGGAAGAAAUCAUUAAACUCGCGUUAAUUCAAGUGGGAGCGAUAAAGAGUCGAAAACUGAGACGUGUUUCUUCCGCUAUUCUCUCCCGGUGGUAGUCUUUCAGAAAAACUUGUUGCUAGUGUUGAGCACUGCGAUAUAAUAAAGAUAGAAUUAAAUGUUAUAUUAUUUAUAAGAAGAUUUCGAGUUUAAUUAUCAUCAUCAGAUGAUCGACAGUUGAAGACUGAAGGUGUGAAACGGAAUGUAAUUUCCUAAGUGCAAUCAAAGUGUGUUAUAUAAAUUUAAGAAUUAGACAGAUACAUACGUAUUAAGCCGAUCUAUAUUCUUUGCAAAUAUUAAUAAUAUGUAAAAACAAAAUUGAAGGAAUGCCUGUAUCGAUGUAAUUUUACGCGUGUAAGAAAAAUUAUAGGUAUUUGUUGAGAAUCGCGUAAACUUUUGUUUCCCAAUCGGUUCUGUGGUCAAAUUAGUAGAUUAGUUGAAAAAACAAGUCCGCGUGUGAAAAAGCUACGCUAAGUGAUGUGUUAGUGUUCAUGUUAUUCAAUAGUUUUUCUAGAGAUUAUGCGAUAAACGUUAUUUAUUACUACUAUCUCGAAAACAGAAGUACUUGCUUAUAGGGUAUUAUUAAGUUGUAAUUCUUUUCUUAUCUGGUCACGUAACGCACUUCCGAACUAUUAGCGUACAAUCGCAAAAAAACUUAUUCGCGAACUUGUUUUUUUUUUUCGAGAAUAUAUCGUGCGUUGACUGAGAUUUGCACAUUUAUUUGAUUUACCUAACGCGUAUACCAUCUCUGUAAAAUCUCCUCUCAAUUAAAUUAUUUAUUUUGUUGUACAUAAUCUGUAAAUACAGCGAUAGAGUGUGCAUAUGUGUAAGAUUAGUCGAGAGGAGGGCAGGUUACUUGUACGAUGGAAUGAUCUCUUACAUUGUAUAUUUCUCGUAUGCGCGAAACUAGAUAUAGAAAACAUACGUUAUACAGAAAUCAUAGAUUGCCAUAAAAAAAAGCACGUAUGUAAGCGCGUAUAUACAUUGCAGCGUUUUCCGCAAUAAGUGAUUAUAUUAUUCCGUGUAAUCUCUGCUUAUUACAGUUUUUGCCGAUUAUAAAAGUAAACAAAGAAAACUUCUUUCUUCUACACA